GACAAGGAGGGGGAUGAUGACGGACGUGACGAAGCGAGAGUCAGCUCACCCGGUGAUCGGCAACCGAAGGAAAGAACAGGCGGGGCUGUCUACGAAGAAGAACAACAUCGAGAAGAUUAUCUCCAACGAAAGUACCCCGACCAAGUCCUCUCUGGGAUGGACACGUUGCCCGGCUUGGAAGAGGCGCGGUGGCGAGAGCGGGGUUCAGGAGGAGGCGGUGGCGGGGGCGGGGGGUACCGCGUGGUGGCGGGUCACCCGUGCGGGGGGCUCUGCCGGAAGGGGGAGUUCAUGUGCCGGGAGUCGUGCGCCUGCAUCCCCUCGGCGUGGCGCUGCGACGCCGAGCCGGACUGCGACCGCGGCGAGGACGAGCGGGACUGCCACGGCAUCGAGUGCGACCCCCAAGGCGGCUGGCUCCGCUGCCCCAACACCGAGAAGUGCGUCCUCCGCCAGUGGCUCUGCGACGGCCAGGACGACUGCGGCGACUUCUCCGACGAGACACACUGCAAUGGUUAG
Bemisia tabaci is the source of this 513-nucleotide messenger RNA. NCBI's taxonomy places the organism in Eukaryota, Metazoa, Arthropoda, Insecta, Hemiptera, Aleyrodidae. The record is from RefSeq and is a predicted model, not a curated record.